This is a messenger RNA of Gigantopelta aegis, 3760 nucleotides long. RefSeq names its product insulin-degrading enzyme-like. The transcript has 29 exons. Bases 106 to 3144 code for a protein of 1012 amino acids. Gene Ontology annotation, molecular function: metal ion binding; metalloendopeptidase activity. Lineage: Eukaryota; Metazoa; Mollusca; Gastropoda; Neomphalida; Peltospiridae. Gene Ontology annotation, biological process: peptide catabolic process. The record is from RefSeq and is a predicted model, not a curated record. Gene Ontology annotation, cellular component: mitochondrion; cytosol.
UUCAGUUCAAUAUUUUGAGGCGUAGUUGAAAGAAAAGCUCACCUCCAGAUACUGGUCUUAUUUAUUAUAGGUGAAAAAAAGAAAUUCAUGUAAAUUAAAAUAUACAUGUUUGUAAAAAAAGCAGUCGGUAAAUCGGCUAGUUUCACCAAGAUUUUUCAGAAAACUUUUCUUGAAAAUCCGAACAGUUGCAGAUACAUGUCGGCCAUGAACAGAGAACAUAUAAAAGUGGUGGUGGAGAAUGAUGACAUAAUUCGUUCUGCUCAAGAUAAGAGGUUGUAUCGAGGCUUGGAACUGACCAAUGGGAUAAAAGUAUUUCUUAUCAGUGACCCAGAGACAGACAAGUCAUCAGCGGCCAUGGAUGUAAACAUCGGGUUCAUGAAAGAUCCCAGAGAACUGCCAGGGUUGGCUCAUUUCUGUGAACACAUGCUGUUUUUGGGAACAGAGAAGUAUCCUGAGGAAAAUGAAUAUACAAAGUUUUUGAAUGAACAUAGUGGUUCGUCAAAUGCUUUCACUUCGUCAGAACAUACCAACUUUUUCUUUGACAUCACUCCUGACGAUUUACCUGGUGCUCUAGACAGAUUUGCUCAGUUCUUCUUAUCUCCAUUAUUUACGGCUUCGGCGACGGAAAGGGAGGUAAAUGCUGUGAAUUCUGAAAAUGACAAAAAUCUACAGAGUGAUCAGUGGCGACUGAUGCAGCUGGAGAAAUCUCUGGCCAACCCAGAUCAUGACUACAGCAAGUUCGGCACGGGAAACAAGACAACGUUAGAGAUUUUACCAAAGGAAAAAGGCAUCAACACUAGAGAUGAACUGUUGAAAUUCCAUUCCAACUAUUACUCUUCCAAUAUCAUGGGCUUGUCUGUACUAGGAAAAGAAUCACUGGACGAGCUUACAAACAUGGUGGUACCUCUGUUUGGCCACAGCAAGAACAAGAAUGUCACCGUACCUCAGUGGGACGACAAUCCGUUUGGAUCUGACCAGUUGCAGCUCAAAAUUACAGUUGCUCCUGUUAAAGAUAUUCGUAGCAUGAAUGUCACGUGGCCAAUUCCAGACUUGGAUCCAUAUUAUUCUUCAAAUCCUGGUCAUUACCUAGGACAUUUGAUUGGUCAUGAAGGUCCAGGCAGUUUGUUGUCGGAGCUCAAGAACAAAGGAUGGGUGAAUACACUGGUUGGUGGUUAUCAGAACGGAGCUAAAGGAUUUGGAUUUUUCAUAUUAAAUGUGGAUCUUACUGAAGAAGGACAAGAACAUGUUGAGGAUAUAAUCAGCCUUGCCUACCAGUACAUCAACAUGCUGAGACGCGAGGGAGUCAAGGAGUGGAUAUUCAAAGAGUGUCAGGAAAUUGAUGCGAUGCGGUUCCGAUUCAAAGACAAAGAGAAGCCAAGAGGUUACACAAGUCAUAUAUCAAGCUUACUGCAUAGAUUUCCUUUAAAAGAAGUGCUAAGUGGUGAACAGUUGCUGACAGAGUACCGCCCAGAUCUAGUCCAGAUGGUUUUAGACAAACUUGUUCCUGAAAACAUGAGAGUGCUUGUGGUGUCCAAGAAGUUUGAAGGCCAGACUGACAAGAAGGAGACAUGGUAUGGAACGGACUACAAGAUGGAGAGGAUUCCAAGUUCGCUCAUAGAGAUAUGGAACAAUGGUGGUUACCAUGAAAAUCUUCGUUUACCAGACAGGAAUGAAUUUAUUGCAUCAAACUUUGACAUUACUCCAAGGGAGGCUGAGAUAUCUCCUGUACCAGAAAUUAUCAAGGAUUGUGAAAUGUCCAGAUUAUGGUUCAAGCAAGACGACAAAUUCCUGUUGCCAAAAGCCUGCAUGAGUUUUGAUAUGACUAGUCCUCUGGCUUACAAUGACCCAGCACAUGCCAACAUGAACAGCCUGUUUGUGAAUCUGUUCAGCGAUUCCCUCAACGAAUACGCUUAUGACGCCGAGCUGGCAGGUCUUUACUACAGUCUGGACAGUUCCAUAUACGGAAUACACCUGUCUGUCCGAGGGUACAAUGAGAAGCAGCAUGUUCUCCUGAAGAAAGUGCUCGACAAGCUGACAAGCUUUAAACUUGACCCAAAGAGAUACGAGAUCAUUAAAGACUUGUAUGCGCGAUCAUUACGCAACUUUGUUGCUGAGCAGCCUCAUCAACACGCCAUCUACUACACAUCGGUCUUGAUGUCAGAGGUCUUUUGGACCAAGGAUGAGCUGCUGGAAGCACUGGAUGAGGUCACACUUGACAAGCUCCAGUCUUAUAUACCACAACUCCUAUCAAAGCUGUAUAUAGAGGCGCUGAUAUAUGGUAAUAUCACAAAACAGCAAGCUAUUGACACAUUGGGUGCAGUUGAGAAUAUACUAAAGGAGAAAACUGCUACCAAACCAUUAACAAGAAGUCAGAGAAAACGCCUUCGUGAAGUCCAGUUACCAAAUGGGUGUUACUACAUGUACAAGAAGUCGAAUGAGGUGCACAAGAGCUCGUGUGUUGAGAUCUACUAUCAGUGUGGGCGCCAGGCCCGUGAACUCAACAUGCAGCUGGAGCUCUUCUGUCAGGUGAUCAGCGAGCCAUGCUUCAACAUUCUACGCACCAAGGAGCAGCUCGGAUACAUAGUAUUCAGUGGACUUCGCAGGUCCAGUGGAGUUGAAGGGCUGAGAAUCAUUGUCCAGUCUGACAAAUCGCCAGCUUAUGUAGAGGGACGUGUAGAAGCUUUCAUCAAAAGUGUGGAAGAAUGCAUAUCCAGCAUGUCAGAUGAGGAGUACCAGAAACACGUGAAAGCUCUAGCUGCAAGGAGAUUAGAACAGCCCAAGAAGUUGUCGGCGCAGAAUGCAAAAUUCUGGGCCGAAAUCAGUUCACAGCAGUAUCAUUUUGACAGAGAUAAUACUGAAGUUGCAUAUCUGAAAGGAAUCACUAAAGAUGAUUUGUUAAAAUUCUAUAAGACUUUGAUAUCCCAUGAUGCUCCACAGCGCCACAAACUGUGUGUACAUGUGGCAUCCAGCACUGAGCCCACUAACGUGACAUCUCAGUCGCCAGAUGGUCUGGAGUCUGUGGUACAAACAACAUGUCCUGAGCCCAUCAUCGUUACUGAUGAGUCGGAGUUCAAAAGAGAACUGGCAUUGUAUCCGCUUGCAAAGCCUUACAUUGACCUGGCCAAGGCGAAAUCCAAGCUGUAGGAAACGCAGAGUCCAUGUUGAUUGAUUCCUGAUUGACAGAGGGACGUAAUCAAAUAAGUAACAUGUCACUUAACUCUAGGAAACUUUGUUUCCAGUGUUGAUAUAUUAAUAACUGACAGGAGGACAGUAAAAUAAGUAACAUGUCACUUAACUAUAGGAAACUUUGUUUCCAGUGUUGAUAUAUUAAUAACUCACAGGAGGACAGUAAAAUAAGUAACAUGUCACUUAACUAUAGGAAACUUUGUUUCCAGUGUUGAUAGAUUAAUAACUCACAGAACAUAAUCAAAUAAGUAACAGGACUUGACCUAUAAAAAAUAUGGUGUGCCAUGUUGACAGGUUACUAAUUCACAGAGGGACUUAAAUAAGUAAAUGAUUUAACUGUAGCAAACGUCAAGUCCAGUUAAAAAUAAAUGCAUCAAUUUGUUAAUGUGAAUUAUGUCUCACAUUUUUCGCAUUAAUAUCAUGAUUGCAUUAAUUUUUGAAUCUACAGUGUAUUAAAAUAACAUAUUUCGGUGUGGCUAAUUUAACAGUAAAAACAGAGGUAUAAAAGAAAGAAAGAAGUGUUUUAUUUAACGACGCACUCAACACAUUUUAUUUACGGUUAUAUGGCGUCAGA